GCACGUUCGUACGAGACACGGAACCAUACAAACAGCAACAACAACAAAAAACCAUCAGCCACAAUGGAAUGAAGCACGGUAGCCUCGCCAUAUUGGGACGAGGCAUAGCAUCCGCUGCAUCGUUGGGAGCCUUUCAGAGACCAACGCCUUCCGCUGCCACACGUGGGGCCUUUAAUGCCACUAUCGUGCAAAGGCGAACCUUUUUCUCUCUCUUAUGGGGUCAGUUUUCUGAGUCUUUAUCGCCGGGUUCUGACAAGGCACCUGCCUCGCAAUCCGUCGCGUCAUGGAGUGCAGGAACGGCAACGCCGCUAACGACCUCGGGCAAGUCGCAUCAUGAUGUUGUUGGGCGUCGACGAGGCGGCGUUGUGAGGAAGGAGCAUCAGACGAAGAGCAGCACAAGUGGCGACCGCACAAGGGCCUCGGAUGCAUCAUCGCAAGCACCGAGUUACGAGUUUCCAGUGGGCCGUGCCCUGCGUUACGUACAGCAGGGGCAACGGUUUUACUUGCAGGCGGAGGGCCAAGCGGAGCUGCAUGAAUGGCUCGCGACGCACGACACACAACGUGGUGUCAAUCGGAAAGGCACAUUCAACGUUGCGGCAGACACCAUUGACGCCUCUUCCUCGCCAUUGCCUGAGGUCAGAGGUCACGAGGAGCGUGUGCGAAACGAGGUAUCCAAGUUCACCAAAUAUCAUGCACACCACGUUUUGAUUGCUUUCAAGCAACUGCGCCGGCAUCUUUUUCAGCUGCAACAGUCAUCAGCGGAAAUCCAUCGUGGUGAUGCUAUACCAAGACAUGCUGAGGGCAAAAACGGAAAGAGGAGACUGCUUCAAAACACUUCGGCCGCCGUUUCGUCACCGAACCUCCCCUCACACGACGUCGAUACGUUAACGGGACUUCUUUUCGCCGCGACGGUGCUGCUGCAUCUUGGCGGUCUCUUCACCGUCUCCGAUACGCACGUGGAGCCACUGAUUGAGCUGUGCUUUUCUGCCACCGUCUUUCUUGCACAGGACUCUACGACAACGGCGCGCUUGCAGGGCGCCUCCAAACACUGUCGUGCUGUUCCAGCACGACACUGCACCAGAGAAGACCAUGCAUUUCCCAGCUCAGUGCAACGCAGAUCUUCACCCACACGUGUUCCAAGGCCAAAGAAAGAGGACGAAACUCUCGCGGGUGAGACAAAACCGGCGGCUGCGACGACAGCCGUUGAAAAGAGGUACGCCGCGCCGCUUCUCCAACACCGUCACCUUCACUCGUUACAUUGGUCCAUUGUGCACUUCGCAGCCGCAGUGCAGCGCUGGGGACUGCUGGAGCACACCAGCCCUUUGCAGAGCAUCCAAAGGACGCAGCGCCCAUACGAACGUCUUCUUCAGACGCAUGCCGCGCUGCUCUGCGAACUCACUCGCGCGCGCAUCGAUCACGUGCUGUGGCACGAGCUAAUUCUCCUGAAAUCGGGCCAGCGAGCGCCGGCGUCGGUGGCGGCGUGGUUCUUUGGUGCGGAUGAACAGCUCUACCGGCGUUUCUUCGAUCGUGCAGGCGCAGAGGCAGCGACGCGUGUUCCCCCGCGAUUGCAGCAGCGACGCCUGCAGCUGCUGCCCAUGUUGUGGCUCUCGCUGCUCUCCUCCCAGCUGGCACGAUGUGCAGAAUCUGCCCAUAGUUGUAAGACACACGGUUGCGCUGCGCGCACGCGGGAUGGCGAUCUCAUUCGACAGCAUGAGGUGGUGGUGUUUGGAGGCGAGAUGCACGACGUGAACUGGGGUUCGGCGCGCCACGCCUUCACCUCUCUCCUCCCGCUCUUCGCGACGGAUGCCGGCUUCGAGGUGACCGCGUGGGCGCUGCUGCACCAUCUUUUCAUGCCUGGUCUGGGAAGCAUACCUGCGAAACAAGACGUGACGAGGGCAUCUGAGAAUGCGAGUCUGACGGAGACGUGCGCCUUGGUGGCGCGCGUUGAGCAAAGCGACGCCGCGUUGAAGCUGGGAAACGUCCUUCCUUUCGAAGUGCCUGCGGUGUCUUCCAACGUGUCUCUAACGUCUCAAGCGCGAGUACCGGCGGGCAGUCCUUCACCGACGUUUGACUCGCGGCGACGCCUGUCCUUUCAUCUCGCGUGCUUCCUGCGGCGCUUCCUCAAUGGUCUUGCGACCGACGAACAGGAAACCGAUAUGGCCCGCCGAUCCGUAGAAAACGAGGUGGUUACCCAUUCGAUGUCAUCACCCCCGCCGUACCUGUCACGUACAUCAAAGAAGUCGACCCGCAAUGAAACCUUCUUACAGUACCUUUCCGCCCCCCAAACGGCGAUACGUCGCCCGGUGCAGCUCUAUCGGGCUCUGCUGAACAUUCCCCUCUGCUCCUUGGACCUGCCGCCCGCGCACACGUGCAACCCACCAACGGAAGCGGCGUUCCCACUGCUUGUGACGACAGACGGGGUGCGACUGGUGAACACGUUGCUGUUGCGCGUGCUUGUGCAGUGGCGCACCGACGCAGCGCAGCAACGCCGUCUGCGCGCGCCCUCCUUUCACAGCGCUACCCCGCGUGCAGCAAGCGGUGCGGCGAAGGAACGAGAACCAGCGACGCCUGACGCUGACGAAGACCGCAGUGACGAGAGAGGGCGACUGCGUGCAGCGGCGACGCGUGCGGAGUGGGAGCGAGAGGUAUUUUUUGUGUUGCAGGCGGUGCAUCACUUGAGUCAACUUUUGAGUCACGCCACGGCAGCGGACUUCAUCAAGGGAACGGGAGACAGUCUGCUUUUAGGCAGCGGCGACGGUGCAAACGCUGCCCUUCAAGUUGCGUUGCUGGUGCCUACCGUACAGGCGGCUGCACGAGCUCUGUCAGAGCAGCUGGGCAUGUCUCUUCUUCCUCGCCGACUUGCGUUGAUGGCUGACAACGGCUACUCUCUCCGACCUACGGAGCAGAAGCUGUUGAAGUAUCUCGACGAAGAGCUGCGUGGUGUUCUCGUGAGGCGGCAUUCCGGCGCUGGCGAGAAUACGACUGAUGAUGAGGUUCCUGAGCCGUCAACUGGGGCUCUGCCGUGGAGCUACAAGGCAGCACUCUCUGCUCUUUUGAAUGAGAGGGGAGCAAAAGAAGUACAUGAAUAG
This is a messenger RNA of Leptomonas pyrrhocoris, 3089 nucleotides long. RefSeq lists its product as hypothetical. The record is from RefSeq and is a predicted model, not a curated record. The transcript has a single exon. The coding region runs from base 69 to 3089 and encodes 1006 amino acids. Lineage: Eukaryota; Euglenozoa; Kinetoplastea; Trypanosomatida; Trypanosomatidae.